AUAUUUCUUUCAUUUUCAGUUUUUAAAAUUAUGACUAAAAAUAUCACAGCACAUGAAGAUACUCUGUAUUUGGAUGGAGAAUAUACAGAACAUGGACAAUGUUUCAAGGCAGAAACACAAUCUAUACUUUUAUUAUCCUCAUAUUGUUCUAAAAUUCAACUAAGUCUUGUUUUGGUGACGAAAGCGUGCUUGAAUAAAGGACAAUUAAAGAACGGAAUUCAAGUGCCUGGUGAUAGUUUUUCUUCCAUUGAAAAUAAACUUGAUCACGAGAUUCCAAGCUGCGUUAGAGAUUGUAGGCUACCUGCAGUAUGCUCUUCUAAUCAAACAAAUAUAUAUUCCGGCCUCUGCACAGUUUUGAGAUUUGUGUUGAAAAGAUCGGCUAAUAUGUCAGCAGAUGUGGGCAACAAAUCCGAACUGCUAUCGCUACUUGGUCAUCGACUGUAUUGCCUCAAAGCAUGUUCAGAAGUUAGUCCAAGAACAAAAAUGUGUGAAAUUCACAUGCCUUUGAUUGUUAAUAAUGCUCUGUCGGACACAGAAAGAAACAAUGAAAUUGAUAUCCCAGAAGGCAUUGUUUUAUUCGAAAAUUUAAUGAAGCAGCCUGUGGUUAUUCAUAAUAUGGACAAAAGACAACGAGUUCUGCUUCAAAAACUGGAUAAAAGUGUUGGUAACGAGCCAAUCAAAGAUAGUUUAAUUUCCAAGAAAGAAAAACAAGUGGUUUGGACAAAAGACUUGCCACAAUUGGAACAUGUUUUUGCUGAAGGAGUCGAUUUCUCAAUAUCAGACAUUUGCGUUUUUCCAUGCGUUCAUUACUUCUUAAAAACCACAAAUAUUUCUUUGAUAAAAGAUAAAAUUCCGGGAAUAUUAAAAUGGUACAAGAGAAUGAAAUUACUACCAAGGUUAAAAACUGCUCUGUUCAAAUGUGGUGAGAGUUUUAUACAGUUUGAGAACGAUUGCGGUGAAAUAUUGGACUCCCAUCCUGAGUCAAAUGGAACUGAAGUGAUAGAACUUGCAACUGGUGAAAAUUCAGAGACUAAAAAAGAUGGAAAGAAAAGAAUUGAAAUGACAAUUCGUCGUGAUCUACCAGCUUUGCUACAAAAAUUAAAUUCAUAUAAUAUAGCUGUUGAGUUUUCUAAAUUUAAUCAAGAUGAGAUAUUAUUAGAAUGGAAAUCUUUUCCCAAAGAAUUACAUCCAAUUGAGGGUGAACUAUCAUCUUUGAGAGCUAUGAGAAAAUGUCAUCAGAUCGAAAACUUGGCUCAUGUUGUUAAAAAUAUUGCCAAAGAAGGAGAUCGAAUUGUGGAUUUCUGUAGUGGCGGUGGACAUGUUGGAAUAGUAUUGGCUCAUUUGCUUCCAAACUGCAAAAUAAUUUUGGUUGAAAAUAAAGAAGAAUCUUUGGACAGAGCCAGAGCUAGAAUAUCCGCUUUAAAACUAAAUAAUAUUACAAUUUAUCAGUGCAAUCUUGAAUAUUUCAGGGGUUCUUUUGAAAUUGGAGUCGCUCUUCAUGCAUGUGGUGUUGCAAGUGAUAUGGUUGUACAAACAUGCAUAUCAAGAAAAGCAUCUUUUGUAAUUAGUCCAUGCUGUUACGGAAAAGUCAGAAAUUGUCACUGGAUAAAUUAUCCACAAAGUAAAUUAUUCCGAAGAAUUCCAGUUUUGUUUGAGGAAAGUUUAUUGCUUGGACAUGCUGCAGACAAAACAUCCUGGAAUUUUGAAAAUAAACAUGCCGUUGAAGGCAAGCUCUGUAUGGGACUAGUUGAUGUCGAUAGAAUGAAUGCAGCGAAAGAACACGGCUAUAACGCGGAGCUAUAUACUAUGCAACCCCACAAUUGCUCCCCAAAAAAUAACAUGUUGGUCGGAAUAGCACCAGCAUUAUAAUGUGUAUUGUUUUUAUUAGUGUGCAGCGAAUUUGCAAACAAAUUUAAUACAAUUGUUUUUAUAAACUUGCAGCGAAUUUGUGCAAAGGAUUUUUAGUUG
Molecule: messenger RNA, 1968 nt
Organism: Styela clava
Lineage: Eukaryota; Metazoa; Chordata; Ascidiacea; Stolidobranchia; Styelidae
Product: glutathione S-transferase C-terminal domain-containing protein-like
Cellular component (GO): cytoplasm
Source: RefSeq, a predicted model, not a curated record